ACAAUACUAUAUAAACACAUACAGGUCACAAAGAGUAACCACUAUCAAAUUUCUGUGCAAUUUUUCUCUCUUUUUCCUUAACAAUUACCCCCAAUACAUAUAUUUUGUCCUAUAAAACAAAAAUAAAAAUAAAAAAUAAAAAUCAUAUUUUCUCAUCUCCAGCAGAAAAAAAAAAAACUCCAUGGAUUAUGUUCAAUCUUCUGAACAACAUCUUUGCUAUGUUCGUUGCAAUUUUUGCAGCACUGUUCUCGCGGUUGGAAUUCCAUACAAGAGGCUAAUGGAUACUGUGACAGUGAAAUGUGGCCAUUGCAGCAACCUUUCUUUUUUAAGCACUAGACCUCCAAUUCAAGCCCAAUGCUUUGAUCAUCAACCCACUCUUCAGGGUUAUUGUGAUGAGUUUAAAAAUAAGGGCCAAGCUUCAUCAUCUGCUUCAUCAACUUCUAGUGAACCUUUAUCUCCACCACAUGCACAUUUUGUUGUAAAACCUCCUGAGAAGAAACACAGACUUCCAUCUGCUUAUAAUCGAUUCAUGAAGGAGGAGAUACAACGUAUCAAAACAGAAAAUCCAGAAAUACCACAUAGAGAAGCUUUCAGUGCAGCUGCUAAAAAUUGGGCUAGGUACAUUCCUAAUCCACCAAAAGGAUCCUUAUCUGAAAACACUAAUAAUGGUUAGAUGCAAUGCUGGGUUAAAAAUGAAAUAAAUAGGGAUUAUAUGUAAUAUUAAUGAUGUUUUCCAUUUACUUGGGAGAAACAUGUAGGAUAGUUAAAGUUUGCUGCAGUUGUCUUUAAUUUGUAUUGGUUGAAAGUUUUUAUCUUGGAAUUAAAUAUUCUAUUAAGUAAAAAUAAUUUUAUCCGGUUUGGACCAAUUUCAA
Messenger RNA from Capsicum annuum, 872 nucleotides. Its product is annotated as protein CRABS CLAW. Gene Ontology annotation, biological process: style development; floral meristem determinacy; multicellular organism development. The record is from RefSeq and is a predicted model, not a curated record. Gene Ontology annotation, cellular component: nucleus. The coding region runs from base 182 to 673 and encodes 163 amino acids. Lineage: Eukaryota; Viridiplantae; Streptophyta; Magnoliopsida; Solanales; Solanaceae. The transcript is spliced from 7 exons.